Messenger RNA from Pestalotiopsis fici W106-1, 1959 nucleotides. RefSeq lists its product as uncharacterized. Lineage: Eukaryota; Fungi; Ascomycota; Sordariomycetes; Amphisphaeriales; Sporocadaceae. Gene Ontology annotation, biological process: carbohydrate metabolic process. The coding region runs from base 1 to 1959 and encodes 652 amino acids. The record is from RefSeq and is a predicted model, not a curated record. The transcript has 3 exons.
AUGUUGAAGCCAAUCCUCUUCUCGCUGCUGUCUUGGUUUUUAGCGCUUCGGGUGCUCGCUGUACCCUAUAGUGAAUACAUCCUGGCCCCAGAAAACCGCACCUUGAAGCCUCGCGCAGUCUACGGCACCAAUGGCACAGUUACAAACGCUGCAGGUAUUACCGAAAACAGCACAGGAUCUACGACCUUGAAUGGGCCCUCUUACAUCACGUAUGAUUAUGGAAGAAACAUUGCUGGCGUGGUAUCUGUCGAGAUUGAAAGUGUCUCGGAAUCUGCUUCCUUGUCAUUGACCUAUGCAGAGUCCUCUUACUUUAUCAGUGCCAGCAGCAGUGAUAGCCUCAGAGACGGUGCUCAGGCUACUCCGCUCACACUCGAUAUCCCGACUGCUGGUAGUUACUCGGUCAGCCGCUAUCAUGAGUUUGGAGCUUUCCGCUAUCUUACAGUGGUCAAUCCAACUGCGGCUGAGAUUGUCAUUAUCUCGGUGACGACAAAUUUCACAGCUGUACCAAUCAACGAGCCAACCGCCUAUACGGGUUACUUUCACUCGGAGAACGAGCUGCUGAACAGAAUCUGGUAUGCAGGUGCUUAUACGGCUCAACUCUGCACCAUUGACCCAGCCUACGGUGACGCCUUUGAUGGAUGGUACCUACCAGAUGGCCUCAUUGACUGGUCAUUGAACGCGACUCUCACAGAAGGGAGGAGCUGUCUUGUUGAUGGUGGGAAACGGGAUCGCGUAGUGUGGUCCGGCGACAUGGUCGUCACCAUUCCCACGGUCGGGGUCUCGACCAAUGACAUGUAUAGCAUGAGAAACUCGAUUGACUCUCUCUUGAGCGUCCAAAAGUCCAAUGGACAACUUCCGUACUUUGGCUGGACCUACUCGAGCAAAACCCACUCCUAUAUCUCGUCCACGUACCACCUGCAUACUAUAGUGGACCUGCUAUACUAUGUCCAAUGGUCGGCGGACACUGACUAUCUGACCACUGUUUGGAGCCGAGUGGUCGCUGCUCUACAAUGGUCGUUGAGCUCUGUCGAUGAUACAGGCUUGAUGUCGGUUGGUUGUGGCUCAGAUUGGGGUCGCCCCAAGAUAUCAGGCUAUAAUACCGAAGCCAACGCCAUUCUCUACCACACUCUGCUUCUUUCUUCCCAGGCAGCCAAUAUUCUCAAUGACACUGCAUCGGCCUCGAACUGGACAGCAGCUGCCGAGAAGCUGAAGACGGCAGCGAAUAGCUUGCUGUGGGAUGCAUCAGUCGGAUUAUACAUGGAUCAAGAAAACUCGACCUUGUAUCCUCAGGAUGGAAACUCUUGGGCCAUCAAGGCGAACCUAACGGAUUCAUCAGCCAGGGCUCAAUCCAUAUCCGCCGCGCUCAGUUCUCGCUGGACCGAAUACGGCGCGCCCGCUCCAGAGCUGCCAGGUAUCAUUUCCCCCUUCAUCUCGGGAAUCGAGGCCGAAGCGCACUUUCUCUCGGACAAUGCCAGCAGAGCCUUGGAUCUGAUUAGUCUCCAAUGGGGAUUCAUGCUCGACAAUGAGUACAUGACCAAUUCAACAUUUGUGGAAGGAUAUACCACGUCGGGGACUCUGGAAUACGGUUACAAGACGUACUCUCGCAUAAGCCACGCUCACGGCUGGUCCACGGCCCCGACCAACUUGCUGACUUCCUACGUCGCCGGCCUGAAGAUUGAGUCGCUGGCCGGCGAGACGUGGAAGAUUGCCCCACACCCCGGUGGCUUGAGCAACAUUGAAGCUGGCGUCUCUACUGCCCUCGGCAACUUUACGAUUAUCAUUGCGGCAGACGGCGACAUCAUUGGUGGAAUUGACUUUUGUACGCCGGCGAACACGACUGGCAGUCUCGAACUUCCGGGACAGACGGGGUCAAUAUGGAAAGAUGGCACCAGGCAUUAUUCGUAUACCAACACCAGUGGGCCUCUCGAAGGAGGUUGCUAUUAUUUUAGGCAUUUCUGA